AGACAUCUUGCAUGUUUUAGUCUAAGAGAACGGAAUUUAUUAUAUGCAUUGGGCCGAGGCGAUCUAGAAAGAAAUCUUUUCGUAACAUUAAUUGUGUAUUUUUUUUAAAAUCGGGACUAAUGCAUGAGAGUCUAUAGGCGGCUAAACUGAGCCUCGCGUGAGUAGAUUGAGUAGACCCCUGAGUAGAUUGUCUCUCCCGGGGCUCUUGAGCCGUAUUGUGCGUCAUUUUCAUCGCUGCAUUUUGUUUUUCCAUCGAGGCAACAUGGCAACUCCAGCCGCGGUCAAUCCAUCGGAGAUGGGCAGUGAGUUGCCGGGGGCAGUGUCCAUGCCCGGGGCGGUGGUGGGGGCAGGCCAGGUGAGGAUGGGAGGAGCCUUGACCGGACGCGGGGGCAAGCGGAGGUCAGGAGGGAUGGAGUUUGACGACGAGGAUGGAGAGGGGCCGAGCAAAUUUUCAAGGUAUGAUGAUGAUCAGAUUCCAGGUGAUAAGGAGAGAUAUGCCAGAGAGAACCACAGCGAGAUAGAACGCCGACGUCGCAAUAAGAUGACGCAGUACAUCACCGAGCUGUCUGACAUGGUGCCCACCUGCAGCGCUCUGGCACGCAAGCCCGACAAGCUGACCAUCCUGCGCAUGGCCGUGUCCCACAUGAAGUCCAUGAGAGGCACGGGAAACACGUCCACAGACGGAGCCUACAAACCCUCCUUCCUCACUGAGCAGGAACUGAAGCACCUGAUUCUGGAGGCAGCGGACGGCUUCCUGUUUGUGGUUGCCGCGGAGACGGGCCGUGUGAUCUACGUGUCGGACUCGGUGACGCCGGUGCUGAACUACACCCAGUCGGAGUGGUUCGGCAGCACGCUGUACGAGCAGGUGCACCCCGACGACGUGGACAAGCUGCGGGAGCAACUCAGCACCUCCGAGAACUCCAUGACAGGGCGUAUCCUGGACCUGAAGACGGGCACAGUGAAGAAGGAGGGCCAGCAGUCCUCCAUGAGGAUGUGCAUGGGCUCCCGACGCUCCUUCAUCUGCAGGAUGAGGUGUGGCAGUGCUCCCCUGGACCACAUCUCUCUAAACCGCCUGUCCAACAUGAGGAAGAGAUACAGGAAUGGCCUGGGACCAUCUAAGGAAGGAGAGGCCCAGUACUCUGUGGUGCACUGUACCGGUUACAUCAAAGCAUGGCCCCCUGCAGGUAUGACUAUACCAGAAGAAGACACAGAGGCUGGUCAGACCAGUAAAUACUGCCUGGUGGCCAUCGGGAGACUGCAGGUGACCAGCUCUCCCGUCUCCAUGGAUAUGAAUGGCCUAUCGGUGCCCACAGAGUUCCUGUCACGUCACAACUCCGACGGCGUCAUCACCUUUGUAGACCCUCGCUGCAUCAACGUGAUUGGCUACCAGCCUCAGGAUCUCCUGGGCAAGGACAUCCUGGAGUUCUGUCACCCCGAGGACCAGAGCCAUCUGAGAGAGAGCUUCCAACAGGUGGUGAAGUUGAAGGGGCAGGUUCUGUCGGUCAUGUACAGGUUCCGUAUGAAGAACCGUGAGUGGAUGUUGAUCCGGACCAGCAGCUUCACCUUCCAGAACCCCUACUCCGAUGAGAUCGAGUACAUCAUCUGCACCAACACCAAUGUCAAGCAGCUUCAGCAGCAGCAACAAGCAGAGCUGGAGGUUCACCAGAGAGAUGGACUCACAGCCUACGACCUGUCCCAGGUGCCGGUGUCCGGUGUGGGAGGUAGUGUCCAUGAGACGGGGAAGAGUAUCGACAAGACGGAGGCCCUGUUCUCCCAGGAGAGAGACCCACGCUUUGCCGAGAUGUACACAGGCAUCUCCAACUCGGGGGAGAAGAAGAUGAUGGUUCCAUCCUCCACUGCAGGAGGUCAGCAGCUUUACUCCCAGGGUUCUCCCUUCCAGCCGGGACACUCUGGAAAGAGCUUCAGUUCCUCUGUCAUCCAUGUCCCGGGGGUUAAUGAUAUCCAGCCGUCAGGAUCGUCCAAUCAGAACCUAGCCCAGAUCUCUAGACAGCUGAACCCUGGACAGGUGGCCUGGUCAGGAAACAGACCCCCGUUCUCUGGACAGUCCAGCAAGGCCCAGUCCAGCCCUUUCGGGAUUGGUUCUGGUCACAGUUACCAAGCCGACCCGUCCUCCUACAGCCCCCUGUCCUCCCCAGCAACUUCCUCCCCCAGCGCCAACGCCUACUCAGGACUGACCAACCGCAGCACAGCGUUCGACGUGUCCGGGGAGAGCAGUCAGAGCGGGGGUCAGUUCCAGGGCCGGCCCAGCGAGGUGUGGUCCCAGUGGCAGAAUCAGCACCACGCCCAGCAGCCUGGAGAACAGCACUCACACACAAACCCCAGCCAGACAGAGGUGUUUCAGGACAUGCUGCCCAUGGCCGGAGACCCUUCUCAGGGAGCAGCCAACUACAACAUCGAGGACUUUGCUGACCUCGGCAUGUUCCCGCCCUUCUCCGAGUAGAACCCCCCCCCACACACACACACAUACACACACGUUCUCACAGGGGGAGCACGGACUGCGAAGGAACAGGACGGAGAUCUCUGUGUGUCCACCCUUCGUAGUUUUCAUCCUCUCUCUCUCUCUCUCUCUCUCUCUCUCUCUCUGUCUCUCUCCUUCACACACUCAUACACACACAGAGUUUAUGUUCCCACAGUAUGGUGAAUGACUGGGUACACCUCACACACACAUCACACACUCACGCUAUGUCUGUGGACUUCAAGGCCCGCACCUCUCGCUCUCUCAUACCUCAUCCCUGCUGUGGCGUCUGUGUUCACAGGAGGGCGUUACAUGCCCCUGCCUGUCACACACCAGCUCUCGAACGACGGACAUUUUCAGGCACUCUUUCAACAGCAAACAAUCGAGUUCAAAAGGUGAAAGGUCGAGACUCCGAGCUGAUUAGCAAGCCGGAGUGGCAGAGCUGGAGUUUGAUUGGUGAGGACGGGCGAGUCCAGCUCCCACCCUCUGUCCUCUGGCCACGCCAGUGCUACCCAUCACGCCUGGAAGUGAAAGUCCUGUUGAUUGUAUCUUCAAAUCUGCCAAUCUUUUGUCUUACACUCUGUGUUCCACUGUUCAGCCAAACGGUCCCUGGAGCAGAGGGGUCCUGUACAACCCUAAUCCUGCUGCUCUCUCAGUAUUACAUCCAGCUUGUUGUGUAAAAUAGAAACUAUAUGUAGUGAUGUCCAUAACCCUAGAUUAAAACGGACUCGCGUAGACAAGGGAUCUGUGUAUAAACAAACAAAAAACGACUUAAAAAAAAAAAAGUUAUGCUAACCGCUUCCGCUAAGCUAAGGCGUAAAGUGCACUUCAUGAAGCUAACCGCCCACCAGCCUGCUACCAGGGAGGAACCGCCAUAGGGAGCCAGCAACUCGCAGUAUACUAGUGUAUCCUUAUCCUUCAGCUCUUAACGCUCUGAUUCAUGACUUGACCAUGUUCUUCUUUUGACUAUUAACAGAGACUGAAUACUACUUUAUAGCGGGGGGACUUUUACACGAUGGAUUGUAUUACGUGUCUCUGGCAAGAAUGAUGGGAUUAUCUUGAUCUUGAUCUGGAGUUGAUCUGGAGUCCUUUUGCUAAAAUCUCAACUAGAUGGUUUUUUUUGUAAAUAAUGUGAUUUUUAUGUCGACACGUGUUACUUUCACACGAUAAGUGUUUUUGUGUAGCUUUUAAGGAUAUCAUCAUGUGCAAUGUGAGUGCAUAUUUAACUAUGGUAUUUAGUUAGUCUGUUAAUUGUACAUUGAGUUUUAGACCUGUAUAAACUGUGUAAAUGUGGUCCAUUAUUUUUGUGUAACAAAUUGUGCUUGUGACAAUAAAUUCUUAUUGGUUACGUGGUUUCCAAUCAAACACAUG
Messenger RNA from Hypomesus transpacificus, 3847 nucleotides. It is a transcript of the gene arnt2, whose product is annotated as aryl-hydrocarbon receptor nuclear translocator 2. Gene Ontology annotation, molecular function: protein dimerization activity; RNA polymerase II cis-regulatory region sequence-specific DNA binding; DNA-binding transcription factor activity, RNA polymerase II-specific. The transcript has 20 exons. The record is from RefSeq and is a predicted model, not a curated record. Gene Ontology annotation, cellular component: transcription regulator complex; nucleus; cytoplasm. The coding region runs from base 263 to 2461 and encodes 732 amino acids. Gene Ontology annotation, biological process: regulation of transcription by RNA polymerase II. NCBI's taxonomy places the organism in Eukaryota, Metazoa, Chordata, Actinopteri, Osmeriformes, Osmeridae.